UGCAGUAGAGGGGGCGCGCGGUGUGCGGAGGGGGAUCCGCCGCUGCUGCAGCUGCUGCUGUGCUGUGUGCUGGGCCGGGCAGCUGACGCGUGGCUGCGCUCUGUGCUCAUCCGAUUAUUCCUGCGGGCUCACCCGGGCGGCUGUGGUGCUGAAAGCGAGAAAAUAAAACAACAUGACUUUAGAAACGGGUCCUGAUUCUGAAUCCAAACAAGACCAGGAGAAAGACCAGAAAGGGACAGGUGGAACACAACCUGGGCAGCAGCCCGAUGAAGAUCAUCAAAGCGCAUUAGAACAUUUCCCAGCUGCAGCUGCACAUAGUACACCCUUGAAAAGUGACAAGAACUCAGACAAAGACUGGCUCAAAGAAGCUUCUGCAAAACAACUUGAGUAUCAGCAACUUGAAGACGACAAAAUCUCCCAGAAAUCUGCUUCUAGCAAGCUUUCUAAAUCUCCUCUGAAAUCUGCUAAAAGACCUAAAAACAUGCAGGCUAAAGUCACGCUUCUUGAUGGAUCCGAAUACUCAUGUGAGGUAGAGAAACGGUCGAAAGGUCAAGUUCUAUUCGAUAAAGUGUGUGAACAUUUAAACCUACUGGAAAAAGACUAUUUUGGCUUAGUGUACAGAGACUCGGAAAAUCAAAAGAACUGGUUGGAUCCUGCUAAAGAGAUCAAGAAACAAACCCGAAAUGGUUUGUGGCAAUUCUCCUUUAAUGUGAAAUUCUACCCACCCGAUCCUUCUCAGCUUUCAGAAGACAUAACCAGGUACUAUCUGUGUUUACAAUUACGGGAUGACAUUGUAUCUGGUCGUCUCCCUUGUUCUUUUGUCACACUGGCUCUCCUGGGAUCUUACACAGUGCAGUCAGAACUUGGAGACUAUGAACCUGAUGAAUACGGUAGUGACUAUGUCAGUGAAUUUCGCUUUGCACCAAACCAGACAAAAGAACUGGAAGACAAAGUUGUUGAGCUGCAUAAAAGUUAUAGAGGAAUGACUCCUGCUGAAGCUGAAAUGCACUUCCUGGAAAAUGCCAAAAAACUAUCAAUGUAUGGGGUUGAUCUACAUCAUGCUAAGGAUUCUGAAGGAGUCGAAAUUAUGCUGGGUGUUUGUGCCAGUGGUUUAUUGAUAUAUCGAGAUAGACUACGGAUAAACCGGUUUGCCUGGCCUAAGGUCCUAAAAAUUUCAUAUAAAAGGAAUAAUUUUUACAUCAAGAUCCGCCCAGGGGAGUUUGAACAGUUUGAAAGCACCAUUGGUUUCAAGUUGCCAAACCACCGGGCUGCCAAACGCUUAUGGAAAGUAUGUGUGGAACAUCAUACUUUCUUUAGGCUGCUUUUGCCAGAGGCACCUCCCAAAAAAUUCCUUACCUUAGGGUCGAAGUUCCGCUACAGUGGGAGGACGCAAGCUCAGACGAGAAGAGCAAGUGCACUGAUUGAUAGGCCCGCACCCUAUUUUGAACGUUCUUCUAGCAAACGUUAUACAAUGUCCCGAAGCUUAGAUGGAGCAUCAGUGAAUGAAAACCAUGACUUGUAUAUGAAGGAUUCUGUGUCUGCCACAGAGGUGGGCACUGGCCCAUACAUCACCACAAAGGGUGCAUCCCAAACAAACUUGAUUGCAUCGGUAACCCCUGAGAAAAAAGUUGAGGAAGAGAAAAAGGAGGAAGAAGAAAAACACAAGAAAGUAGAAGUUGUCACCACUGUAAUUACAAUACGUCAUGAUACUAAGCCAUCUUGUUUUGCAACUGACUCAUUUCACUCCCCACCACACCACUCUAGCCCCUCCACAUCAUCAACCAAUUUGCGUAGGAGAUGUAAGCAGAAUUCCCAUACAUCAUUGGCAUGUAAGCCAAGUGCAGACUCAGUUCAGAUGGCUGAGUCUGAAUGGGACUUGGAGCAAAAAACUAUGUUGUACCCCAGCGAAGAUGAGUUGGCCCUGAGCUAUAAACAGCAAGCUGGCAAAGGCGGGACAAUGUUUUCCUUCUCCUUGCAUCUUCCAGAUUCAUUCCCUUCUCUUUUGGAUGAUGAUGGCUACCUUUCUUUCCCUAACAUUUCAGAAUCCAAUUUCCUGCCUGAAAGUAUACAGCAUUAUCUUCCAAUUCGGUCUCCUUCUCUCGUCCCAUGCUUCCUCUUUAUCUUUUUCUUUCUGCUUUCCGCCUCCUUCUCUGUGCCAUAUGCCCUUACGCUCUCUUUUCCUUUGGCUAUGUGCCUCUGCUACCUGGAGCCCAAGGCGGUCUCCUUGAGUGCCUCACUUGACAAUGACCUGAGUGACAGUUCAGAUGAUGAGACUGACAGUGAACAGACGGAUACAGCAGCUGAUGGGGAAACCACUGCCACUGAGUCGGAUCAGGACGAAGAUGCUGAUGUAAAAACUCAGGAGUUUGACAAAAAUCAGGAAGAAUUAAUGAAACACCAGACGAACAUUAGUGAGCUGAAAAGGACAUUUUUGGAAACGUCAACAGAAACAACAGCCACCAGUGAGUGGGAGAAACGGCUGUCUUCUUCUCCAGUCCGACUUGCAGUGAGACAGGAUGAAGCUCCUAUGAUUGAACCACUUGUGCCUGAAGAGACCAAAGAAGAAGUAGAAAGACGUGUUUCUUUGGAAAGGACAAGCUAUUCAAUGUUAGAAUCUCAGCCAGGGGACAUAGUGAAGAAACUUCGGGAAGCAAGAGCCACCAGCCCUGUGGCUACUUCUCAUCAAAUCAUUAUGCAGAAAACUAUUCCAUCAUCCCCAGAGGGCACUGAGGAUUGGGUUAUUGUAGACAAAGUACCCACUAAGGUAGUUGAUGGUGAAACAAAAAGCAUUAUGACUUACAAGGUGACAACUGUGAGCAGUGAAAAACCAGCUGGAACGUUUAAAACCAGUCCUAUCAAAACUGAGAGUCUGGAUGCCUUGAAAAUGGAAAUUAGAGCAAGAGAAGAGGAAAGCAGGCAGAAAAUGUAUGCAUUAGGAAAAACUUAUGACACUGGAUCUGGUAAAAUUGUAACAAUGACAAGUAAAGGUAAAGAAGGUGAAAAGAUAUCAUCUCCUGAAAUCAUUCAACAAGCAGAGAAAGACAUUUCUGAAACAGUGAAACGCCUUCCAGUUGCAGGCGAGUUUGAGAUCCUAGAAUCUAUUAGCGAUGACAAGGGUAGGAAAACCCAGGAGGGACUGAUCAUAAAGCGAAGAGUGUCAGAGUCAUUGACUCCCAUUAAGGAGUCAGACUCUCAACUGGCAAGUCCAAUGGAAGAUGGUCAAACAAAGGUACAGGAUGUGGAUACAGGAAUGAAGAUAAUUGAAAGAGUGAUCACUGAGAAGACUGUGGGAUUUCCUGAAUAUGAAGUCAUUAAAACAGAGGUUCCAGCUUGGAAAGAUAAGAAGCUGUCUGAAUGGAGAUACACAAGAGAUCAACCAUUUACCAUUGCUACUGCUCACUAUGUCACAGAAUCGUCAGCAUCCAAAGUGGUGACCAAACAGUCCUCUGGUGACAAACUCAUGGAUGGUUCUGAUAUCUACAGUUUGUUAGAGUCUACGAGAAAGCCAACUGAGUUCAUAGGAGAGGUUACAACUGCUUCACAAAACUGGGCUCAGAAAUUUGAAACAAAUACAGAAUGGGAAACCAGUGGUAUAAAAACUGAACACGAGGAGAUCGAGCACAGAACAACAGAGAAGGUUGUGCAGGGAAUAAUCAGUUUGGAGGAAACGGGGGAUAUGCAUGCGAGUGGGGAUACUGUCCAUCUGACUGCAGAGCAGGUGGAUGGUGCAGGGCAGCAAAGCACAAUCAUUGCUUCUGGCUUAAAAGGGAGCGAGGGCGCUGCAUUAACAGAGGAAGCUGCUAAAGAGGAAGAUGGGGCUGCUGAUGCUUCUGCUGCUAGCUAUGCUCAAGGAGAGCAACAUGGCAAUAUGACUCAUGACGCAGAGUUGUUGGAUGGCAAGCCUCUUAAUGAGUCUCCGCUUGUGAAAACCGAGAUCAUCACUUUUGGCACUAUUGCAGAAGGAGAAAAGACUGACAUUUCUACUAAGGAUGUACCUGUAGUACAUACAGAAACAAAAACCAUUACUUAUGAAUCCUCAGAGAUGGUAUCCCGUCCUGAUACAGAUCCUGGUGUAUUAAUGAGCGCUCAGACAAUUACUUCAGAAACUCAUGGCACUACAACUACUACACACAUUACCAAAACUGUGAAAGGAGGCAUUUCAGAAACCAGAAUUGAAAAGCGGAUAGUGAUUACAGGAGAUGCUGACAUUGACCAUGAUCAGGCGCUGGCUCAGGCAAUUAAAGAGGCCAAAGAGCAGCACCCUGACAUGUCAGUGACCAAAGUAGUGGUACAUAAAGAAACAGAGAUCACACCUGAAGAUGGGGAGGACUGACCAAAGGAAUAAUGGAGCUUGAAAACAAGCUCAGUCAUGUACACCAUUAGGAAUAUGAGCACCUCUGCGGAGCAACAGACAGAACCUGGCUGACUUCUGUCUGGGGAAAUUACAGCCCUGAAGGAUUUAGCUUGACCAUUUACAAAGUCAUCGGCAGACAUAUCUUCCCAUUUAAAGCAAUGCAAUUCAGCAUAUUUAAAUCAGUAUUGCAUGAAGCAAAUAUUAAAAGGCAGCAUUUUUUCUUUUCCAUGUAUAAGUUUCCAGUUAUAUCUGCACGUACACACUCACAACAAUAUUAGACUAUGUGAACUUAAUGUACUAUAUAUACAGUCCAUGCCUUCUUCUGAACAAAGUUUCAUUUGUUAGGUGGUAAGCCUUUGUUUACAAAAAGAAAAAAGAAUUACCACAAGACCCUAGAAACUGUAUAGUAUUAGGACCACACCUUAUACGUGCCAAUAACACAACUUUCAGUACACCACUUGAAUAUUACAUUUGUUUUACUUGGUUUUAUUACUAUGCCGGAUUAAAAGGAGACCCCUUGAAUCUUAAGACUAUUUAACUGCUGAUGAUGUGUGCUUUGCGUAUCCCAUCUAAUUACACAUGGGGUAGUCAUUCUUUUAGAGUUUUAACUUGAUUUUUUCUUUGUUCAUGUUGUCACCGUUGUUAUUGAGUUGAACCCUGCUGAUCAGCAAUCAGCAUUGACAUUCUUUACUGUGUACAGUAUGUGUACUUCCUCGAGAGAACGUGUCCUUAGAUUAUUUACACAAUCAUUUGACAUCAUAUUGUUUUCUUUGUGUGUGUAUUUAAUGUUGAUUUUUCUUUCCAUUCUCACUGAAAACUGCUUCAUUGACUCUGCUUCUGAUACCUAUUAGAGAGCUAAGCCUUAAAGGGGUACUCCUGCCCUAAGGAUAGGGGAUAAGAUGCCUGAUCGCUGGGGCCCCCCCCCCAGCUAUCUGUCAUGCAGCACCCCGUUAUCAUCAGCCUCCGGAGCAAACAAUGCUCCGUGUCUGAUGAAUCACAAUCACGGGGCCGGAGUAUUGUGACAUCAUGGCUCCGCCCCCCCCCCCGUUUGGUGUCACGCUCCGCCCCCUCAAUGCAAGCCUAUGGGAGGAAGCGUGGCAGCUGUCACGCCCCUCCGAUAGGCUUACAUUGAGGGGGCGGAGCAUGAUGUCACAAUACUCCGGCUCCGUGAUCAUGAUUCAUCAGACCCGGAGAGAUGUUCGCUCCGAAGGUUGAUGAUAGCGGGGUGAUGCAUGGAGCCCCCGCAAUCAGGCAACUUAUCGCCUAUCCUUUGGAUAGGGGAUAAGAUGUCUUAGGGCCAGAAUACCCCUUUAACCUGUACAGAGUACCCACCGUAUAUAUUGUUACAAACUGUGCAAAUUAUUCCAUUUUGCUGUCACAGCACUUGUUGAAUGUUUGUUAGAGUGAAAUAAAAAUGUAUUGGCCUUGUUAAGAAAACAAAAUAAUCUGCUUUUCUAAUUUGCACCAGCCAUGGUUUACAGCCAAAAUAUAUUACAAAAUGAAGUAGGAAAUCUCUUGGAAGUCUAUUAAAAAUCAGUUUUGCCGCUAAUAAAAUUAAAACACUUUUAUUGUGCAAUUAUGUUUGUUGACCUUAUGAUUGCUUCUGAACCUUCAUCAUUUCUUUUUUUUCUCUUUUUUUUUUUUUUUUGGUUUUGCCAAUAAACGCUGUACACCACA
Molecule: messenger RNA, 6031 nt
Organism: Hyla sarda
Lineage: Eukaryota; Metazoa; Chordata; Amphibia; Anura; Hylidae
Gene: EPB41L3
Product: erythrocyte membrane protein band 4.1 like 3
Exons: 26
Coding region: 173-4333 (1386 amino acids)
Biological process (GO): cortical actin cytoskeleton organization
Cellular component (GO): cytoskeleton; plasma membrane
Molecular function (GO): structural molecule activity; actin binding
Source: RefSeq, a predicted model, not a curated record